Manihot esculenta (cassava) is the source of this 1873-nucleotide messenger RNA. Its product is annotated as SURP and G-patch domain-containing protein 1-like protein. The coding region runs from base 284 to 1603 and encodes 439 amino acids. Gene Ontology annotation, molecular function: RNA binding. Lineage: Eukaryota; Viridiplantae; Streptophyta; Magnoliopsida; Malpighiales; Euphorbiaceae. The transcript is spliced from 9 exons. Gene Ontology annotation, biological process: RNA processing. Gene Ontology annotation, cellular component: nucleoplasm. The record is from RefSeq and is a predicted model, not a curated record.
CCAAAUCAAGGAAAAAGCUGCAAAUUGUUAUUUAUAUAAGCAAAGCGACCUCAAUAGGGCUGGCACACCUUUUUAUCUGUAUUCACCUAUUCUCCCUCGACGGAGACGGUAAGGUAAACGUCGGAGGUUAGCUCAAUCUCUUCUUUCAAUACCCAACCAGAGCAAUAAUAUUGCGAUCAACAGUUGGGAACCCACGAUUUACUGCUCUAGGCCAUCUUCUUCACUUCAUCGAACAUCUUUCAGAGGCCUCCUGUAGACAGCCUGAUUAUUUGGCUCUUUCAAAAUGGAUAAACAAGCACCUUCUAGCCUUUUUGUUAAUGAUGGUUCAUUCAUGGAGAGGUUCAAACAACUCCAGCAAGAAAAGGGAAAGGACCAUGAGAAGGAUAAAGCUGUAGAAAUGGAAUCUAAACCAAAAACAAUUGUUUCAGGGGCAUUGGCUCCUAAACCUUCUCCUGGCAAAAUAACUAUGCAAUUUAAGUCUAGUAGUGCAAGCAAGACCCCACAGCCUCCUUCAGGUGGAAAACUUGCAUUCAGUUUGAAGCAGAAGUCAAAAAUUGUUGCUCCGCCAGUUAAGUUGGGGGAAGAUGAGGAGGAUGAAGAUGAAGCAGAUGCUGGGAAUGUUUCAGGUGAUACAUCAGCAAAAAGGCAGAAGUUGGGUCAAUCAGAUGCCUCUGAACAAUCAAAACGAGUGGAUGUUGCACCACCUUCCCCGAGUGAUCCUACAGUGAAGAGAGUUGCAGACAAACUAGCAAGUUUUGUUGCAAAAAAUGGAAGGCAAUUUGAGCAUAUCACGCGUCAAAAGAACCCUGGAGACACACCAUUUAAAUUUCUAUUUGACAAAACAUGCUCAGACUACAAGUACUAUGAGUUUCAGCUUGCUGAAGAGGAGAGGGCUCUUUCACAGGCUAGGGAUUCUGAAAUUCCUCCUAGUGGGGCUACAAGUACGUCAGCUUCUAAAUCCACAAGUAGUUCCCAAAAGUUGAAUCAGCAGCAACCAAAUUACCAAAUCCCUGCCUCAGCUCUAUAUGAAGCCACUGAUGAGCCUAUUUCAGCGACUUCAGCGUCACAAUCAACAUCAGCAGCUGCAGGUGAAUCUAGUGGUCCAGAAGGUACAGAUCCAAUAGCAAUGAUGGAAUUCUACAUGAAGAAGGCUGCUCAAGAAGAGAGGAGGAGGCAGCCUAAACACUCAAAGGAUGAAAUGCCUCCACCUCCUUCUCUUCAAGGUAAAAGAGGUCAUCACAUGGGUGACUACAUCCCACCAGAAGAGCUUGAGAAGUUCUUGGCUAGCUGUAAUGAUGCAGCUGCUCAAAAAGCAGCUAGAGAGGCUAUAGAAAGAUCGAAAAUCCAGGCUGAUAAUGUUGGGCAUAAAUUGUUGUCCAAAAUGGGUUGGAGAGAAGGUGAGGGACUGGGGAGCUCCAGAAAUGGUAUGGCAGACCCCAUCAUGGCUGGCAAUGUAAAGAAGGACAACUUGGGUGUUGGUGCUCAACAACCUGGGGAGGUGACUCCUGAUGAUGAUAUAUAUGAGCAGUAUAAGAAGCGAAUGAUGCUUGGUUACCGUUACCGACCAAAUCCUCUGAACAACCCUCGAAAAGCAUAUUACUGAGCAACCUCAUUGAAGCUUAGGUGUUUGAUGGAAAAUAAAUGGGGAGUUGAACUGCUUAAUAUACUUUACAAGAAAUAUUAAAUUGUAGCCUAUUGACAAAAAUGAAGCUAUUUGGGAAAUUGUUGUUCAAUGACUAAAUUGUUCAUUUGUUUUUUCAUAUGGAUUUGUUUUCACCGGAGCAGACAUGCCAAGGAUGAGAUCCAUCACUUGGCCUUUGCUUGAAUGUGCUUUUGUGUUUGAAUAUGAAAGUUGUCCAGAGUAAUGCUUGAA